Messenger RNA from Drosophila busckii, 1804 nucleotides. RefSeq names its product arginyl-tRNA--protein transferase 1 (gene Ate1). Lineage: Eukaryota; Metazoa; Arthropoda; Insecta; Diptera; Drosophilidae. Gene Ontology annotation, molecular function: arginyl-tRNA--protein transferase activity. Gene Ontology annotation, biological process: protein arginylation. The transcript has 8 exons. The record is from RefSeq and is a predicted model, not a curated record. Gene Ontology annotation, cellular component: cytoplasm. Bases 64 to 1557 code for a protein of 497 amino acids.
AUGCAACAAAAACAUUAAAUAAUUUAGAUUUAGAAUAUGUGCAUAUUCUAGGCAAAUAAAGUCAUGAGUGUAAGCAUUGUUCAAUACUUUGGUGAGCAGUCCAGCAAAUGCGGCUAUUGCACUGGAACCGAUUGCAAUAAAAGCCACGGUAUGCAUGCAUAUCGCUUGGAUUGCACCGACUACCAGGAAUUAAUUGAUCGCGGGUGGCGACGCUGCGGCAACUACUGCUAUAAGCCGCAAAACGAUAUUACAUGCUGUCCCUGUUACACCAUAAAAUGCAAUGCCCAGGAGUUUAAGCUGAGCAAGUCGAACAAGCGCAUAUUGCGUCGCAUGAACAAGUUUUUGCGCGAUGGCAAGUGUGAGUCUAGCGAUGGAGUGCCCUCGAAACAGGGGGCAAAGGAUGGUAAUGGCGAUGACGUCGACAUUGAGGUCAAUGCUGCUGAACCGCAACCCCAGCUGCCUGACAAUAAGCCAUCGGUGAUUGAUAUAGACCGCGUGGAGACACUGUUCAAGACACAGGCGGAAGUGCUUAAGAACGAAGUGCAAACGCCGGCAAAUGCUGAGCAGCUGAUAGCACUGCCCACAAACAACAAACCUGUAUUAGAUAAUUCAAAGGCGCCGCCGCGCAAGAAAGCUAAGCAACUGCGCCUGGAACGCAGAUUGGCCAAGUACGGCGUGCUCGAGCAGGCGCAAGCCAAGAAAGUAAACGAGGAGAAAAACUUGCGAGAUUUCUUGUACUCCACUUGUGAAACAGACAAACACAAGCUAAAGUUGCGUUUGGUCCACGUCGAUGGUGAGGAGUUUAAGCGUACGCUGCCACAAAGCUAUGAGCUUUAUCAAAAGUAUCAGAUAACUAUACACAAUGAUCCGCCAAAGAACCGACAAGCUUACAUGGAGCAUCUGCAACAAACACCCAUGAAGGAGUUUGUUAAGUACGCUGCUGGUUUCUUUUGCUUACAGCUGGGAAAAACUCAAGAUGGUCCGGAGAUGGGCUACGGCUCAUUCCAUCAGCAAUACUGGCUGGAUGAAAAGCUAAUUGCAGUGGGUGUUAUUGACAUAUUGCCCGGAUCGAUCAGCUCUGUAUACUUUUUCUACGAUCCAGACUACAGCUUCUUAUCGUUGGGUACUUAUGGAUCGCUUAGAGAAAUCGAUUUGGUCCAAACAAUUGCGGAAAGUGUGCCUGCCUUGAAGUAUUACUACAUGGGUUUCUACAUACACAACUGCCCCAAAAUGCGCUACAAGGGCAAAUUGCCGGCGUCGUACCUGUUGUGCCCAGAGACUUAUGUGUGGAUGCCGCUGACAGACGAAAUACGCGAUAAGCUUAGUGCGAAAAAGUAUCAACGCAUUAAUUCAGACGCCACAGCUAAGGAUGAGAAUGAGUUUCUGCUUCAGCAUUUAAACGACGUCAAGCUAUUAAUAGAUGCUCAAACUAGCAUCACUUAUCGACAGCUCUUGCAGCUCACCGGAAACUCUGCUGGUCGUGACAUGAUUAUUGAAUACGGCAAGCUUGUUGGCAAAGUUUGCGCACAGCGCAUGCUUUACGUGCAUAUGUCCUGAUUCAUCAUACAUCCUGAUUCAUUACUCAAGCAGCUGAUUUGCAAGCUUUCGCGCUAAAUUGUGUCAUUAAAAUUUAAUUGUUUUUAUUAGCAAAUGCAGAUGCAGUUUUAUUAUGUAACGAAUUGUUAAGAAUUGUUAAUAAACUAUGUUAUUGAAUUUAGUCUGCUUUGCAUUACAAGCGAACAACUGUAACUGAAACUAUUUGUUAAAAUUUGUAUUAACAAGUGUGCUAUCACUAAGCAUCGUU